This is a messenger RNA of Helianthus annuus (common sunflower), 1576 nucleotides long. RefSeq names its product protein ALP1-like. The record is from RefSeq and is a predicted model, not a curated record. Lineage: Eukaryota; Viridiplantae; Streptophyta; Magnoliopsida; Asterales; Asteraceae. The coding region runs from base 149 to 1399 and encodes 416 amino acids. The transcript has 4 exons.
UUUUGUCUAGGGUUUCAGCAGCCUCCUUCAUCCUCUGAGAUCUCGAUCUCGAUCGCUCCUCUCUAGGGUUUCAUUCUUCAUCUCUGAAGAUCUCGGUCGGCUCUCAGACAUCGCUUUCACCUCCCCUGCUCCUUGUUCCGCUAAGGAAAUGGCCCGACUUAGUUUAGCAACUCGCAAACGUAAGCAAAGGAGAAGGACAUUGAUUUUGAUAUGGUGGAACCAACUUGUUACGACUGUUUCUUUGCUUAUACUUUCACUUUACAUGUUGAUAUUCAAAUAUCUAAUGGAUAAACCACGUAUUGGAUACUCUUAUUCAAAAAUAGAUAGAUAUUCGAUAUUAUAUAGGUAUGUAUAUAAGAGUGAUAGUAUGUCUAUAUCUCAAAUUAGGAUGAAUCGAUCGUGUUUCAUCAAGUUGUGUGACAUGCUUAAAGAAUUUGGAGAAUUAAGAUCAAGUAAGAAUAUGGAUAUUGAUGAGCAAGUAGCCAUCUUCCUUCACAUUAUAGCUCAUAAUGUUAAGAAUAGGGUCAUCGUAUGCCGUUUUCAUCGUUCGGGAGAAACCAUUAGUAGAUGUGUUUCUCGAGUUUGCAAUGCGGUGAUUAGAUUGCAUUCACGUUUGCUUAAGAGACCCGAGCCUAUUCCCGAAAAUUCUACUGAUCAAAGGUGGAAAUGGUUCAAGAAUUGUUUAGGAGCUUUAGAUGGAACAUACAUAAAGUGCUUAGUACCGAGUGAAGAGAAACCUAAAUAUAGAACAAGAAAGGGAGAGAUUACUACAAAUGUGUUAGGUGUGUGUUCGCCGGAUAUGCAAUUUGUUUUUGUGUUACCGGGUUGGGAAGGGUCGGCGGCCGAUUGUAGAGUCCAUCGAGAUGCUCUUGAUAGGCCACAUGGGUUGAAAGUUUCAAGGCCGGGUUAUUAUUUGGUAGAUGCGGGAUACACAAAUGGAGAAGGUUUUCUCGCCCCUUAUAGAGGUCAAAGAUAUCAUUUAAAUGAUUGGCGUGACGGACAUCAACCCACUACCCCAAAAGAGUUAUUUAACAUGAGACAUUCGUCCGCAAGAAAUGUUAUCGAAAGAUGUUUUGGUAUUUUGAAAGCAAGGUGGGGAAUUUUGAGAGACCACUCAUACUAUCCCAUUGACCAAAAAAAUAGGAUGAUAAUGGCAUGUUGUCUUCUUCAUAAUUUUAUAAGAAGAGAGAUGCCGGUUGAUCCAUUUGAGACGGGAGAUUUGCUAGAUGAAGGAUUUGGAGAUGGACAUGGAGAUGGGGAUGGGGAUGAGAUUGGGGAUGGAGAUGGAGAUGGAGAUGAGGAUAAUAUAACUUAUAUUGAGACUUCAAAUGAGUGGACAACGUUUAGAAACAAUCUAGCCCAAAGCAUGUUUGACGCUUGGAAUGUUACCAAUGGAUAAGAAACUCCUACAAACAUAUGGAUUAUUUAUAAUGUUGUUUAUGCUAUUUCUAUGUCGUUAUGCUAUUUUUAAGUGUGGAACUAACUCUAGUUGUAUGUUUGAGUUAACUUUUAGUCGUAUGUUAAACAACUCUUAAUCGUAUGUUUGAACUUUCGGUUAGUAUCAUAUGAUUAUGAU